AUGUAUUGGAAUUUCAUGAACCCUGGGUUGGAAAAUAAAGGUCGAACGGUCGAAACUCUCGCAGCAGAGCUUUUUCAGCAAGAUGAAUGGGAGAUCUACGACGGGGCAGCUAACAGCGCUAAGUACAAGAAAUUUGCAAGAAAAAACGAGACCAACUGGACCAUCUCUGCUGCGGGACUUAUGCAGCGCAUCUUUAUCGAAUGCUCGCGGCAUGGAGUCAACGGCCACCUUGAUAUUCUCCAAUCAACCUACAAAGACAUCCUAGUCCAAUACAACGGCAAAAUCGAUGAUCGAUCUACUGUGCACCAGCUCCAGCCUCCCGAAGGCAAGGCGGCGCGAGAAUUCAUCGAGCCCAUCUUCGACCGACGAGUCUGGGGCGUGAAUCUUGUAGAAGGAUCUUCCAAAGCCAUGGAUACUUGGGAGAAAAUGCGCGUCGUAGAUGGCGCUGAGAAUUUGGCGCGGAAUUGCCCGUACCUCUUUCGCCACCCGUGGCCCCUCGCCUUUAUCUCGCUAUGUUGCAGGCAUUACACGAUGAAAAACGUCCUCGGGAACCCAGGUGAUUGUUUCAAUCUUACUGAUAGCCAGGAGGGUCAGAAAGCAUUGGCGGACUGGAAGGACCGGGCGCGCAAACAGAUCAUGAACACGUACCUCGACGAGUGCGAGUGGGACCGCCGGUCCGUCAAUGAGGUGUGGAGGACGUUUCUGGAGGCGCAGAUAAUUCUUUCUCGGAGGAUGUUCGUCUGCGGAUAAUGCCAUCUAGCAGCGGCAAGGCAUCGAGCAUAACCAAAAAAAAAGGGGGGGCGGAAGAAGGCGUCAAGGUAGUUUAUGUGCGUUUAGAAGACUGAGAGCCACUGCCUCAAAGGCCGAGUCGUCUGUGACAAGACGGAAAGUAGUCUCAGUGAGACGGAUGAGAUUGGUACGACGGAGAGCGAUUAGAGUCCCGAAGCGCAAUUUGGUUAUUGUCAUCAGUAACGGCGAAAAAGAUGAAGGUAAUGAGGCUGAUGAGUGAUAAAAAGCAAAGUGAGUGUGAGCAUUGAGUAGGUU
Boeremia exigua is the source of this 1044-nucleotide messenger RNA. RefSeq lists its product as uncharacterized. The transcript has a single exon. The record is from RefSeq and is a predicted model, not a curated record. Bases 1 to 750 code for a protein of 249 amino acids. NCBI's taxonomy places the organism in Eukaryota, Fungi, Ascomycota, Dothideomycetes, Pleosporales, Didymellaceae.